Molecule: messenger RNA, 294 nt
Organism: Glarea lozoyensis ATCC 20868
Lineage: Eukaryota; Fungi; Ascomycota; Leotiomycetes; Helotiales; Helotiaceae
Exons: 3
Coding region: 1-294 (97 amino acids)
Source: RefSeq, a predicted model, not a curated record
AUGUCCCAAAACGAACAAAUCCCCGAAACCGAUAACGUGGGAAAGACUAUGAGACUUCAUACGGGUCUAGCGUUCGGAUCUAUUGUUUUUGCACUUCUAGUAAUCAUAUUCGUUACAUUCAGCUGCAUGAAACCGAGGCGCAGGAAACCUGCAGUACCAGCUGCUCAUGUACACGACGAUUGGCAAGCACCUCAUGGCCCUGAUCGUGAUGCUGAAAGGAUUGAGCUACAGAAACUACCACCGGCUUAUUACCCGCGAUACCCUAGACAAACAAGCCACGUCCUGUCAUACUGA